This is a messenger RNA of Drosophila biarmipes, 3641 nucleotides long. RefSeq lists its product as uncharacterized. The transcript has 3 exons. The record is from RefSeq and is a predicted model, not a curated record. NCBI's taxonomy places the organism in Eukaryota, Metazoa, Arthropoda, Insecta, Diptera, Drosophilidae. The coding region runs from base 1127 to 3403 and encodes 758 amino acids.
UCCUUGGCGUUCAGUGCGAGUUGGAUUGCCGUUGGCUACGUGCGACGCCGCCUGGUGUUUUCCGAUAUUUUAUAAUUUUUUUUUAAUUGCCGCGUCUUGCAUCGCGUUCGUGUUCCUUUGUUUUUUUGUGCCUCAAAACUCUAUGAAUGCGUAAUGAAAUAAUAAUAAAAGUAAUGAACUAAUCAACGUAAACUCGAGAAAGGCACGCACGCCACACACACAGUGUACAUAAGUGGGGCUGCAAGUCUGAGCUUGCCAUUAGCUCGUCGACAUUACGCAUACGCAGCGUGUGCAGCAGGUUUUCUUCGCUCUUUUCCACCUGAAAUUGCGUAAUUUUCCGUUUGGAUUGUCCGCUCUUCUCGCGCGAUCCCCCAGAUUUGGCUUUUGGGGUCAUCUUGCAAUUUUAGCGUAACGAACAAGAGAUCAUGUUAAAAAUAAAAUCACAUAAAUUUAGAAACACGAAUUUUACAAAAACUAAGAAAAACCGAAAGUGAUUCCGUUCCGCCCCAUCCAUCUUUUAACUCCCCGCGUUAAAAAUGUGUGUGCGUUGGCUGAAUGAAGCUAAAAAUACGUGAAAAAAAAGAAAACUCAAUUUAUACAGUUGAAACUGCCUGUGAAAAAUGAUUUUGUUAACCAGAAUAUAAUUAAUUUUUUUAAAUAUAGAAAGGUUCAAAGUCUAGAAACAUAAGGAAGAUCCUAACGAACUUAAUGUGCAACCCCGUGUAAUACAAACAUGGCAAAGAAUGCCUUGAAUUUGUUUAAAAUACGAAAAAUUCAGAGGAAAUAAAAAGUUGCAAAUUAUUAUAAACAACCAGUGGCGAUGUUACGGCAAUUGUUGAUAUAAAAUUACCAUUUAAUAGUUAGGAUUCCAUGGGCAUUUUCAACCGUAACCGUUGGCUUAUGAUAAAUAUUUGUUUGAAUUCUGCUCGACAAUAGGAACUAUCAAGACGGCUUCUCGAUAUUUUUAGCAAGAAUAUAAAGUUCGUGUGUGACGUACAUGCAGAUCCAUGUAGUAUAUAGUGCGUGAGUGUAUUUUUAUGAAUCUAUGGAUGGCACCUUGAGCCACACCGUAACCACAGCCAAAAUGUGUUGUUGCUGCAAUCGCACAAAAACUGUGUAGGGAGCCAUGAGCACGCCCACGGCCACGACCACUCCGGGGGCGGUUCCGGGACAGCAGGUACCACUGCCCCACGAACUGACCGCCGAGUGGACGGUGCGAGCACAUCUCACUUUUGCCCGAGCCGGUGAGCCUGUGCAAAAGGAGUUUAGUGCUCCGGAGGCAGUGCACCCAAUGCGCGUGGUCUACAAAUGGUGUACACCCUGCGAGGAACCCGAAGCAGAGCAAGAUGUGGACAAGACUGCAGCUACUGCGGGAACCAGCUUUCGUUCCACAAACUCCUCGGCCACCACCAAUGCGGAUUCGGCCUUCGGUAGUCCACAUGCUUCCCGGGCUCUUAAUAAACCACUGGUCGCAACCGAUAAUGUGGCUCCUUCCGGAGCCACUGCCCAAGUGUGUGGCACACGCUGCCGGAGCACCUGCAACAUUAUGGUGUCCGCAGUGGCAGAUUUCCUGCCCCAGGAAGGGGCAAUCACUGGGUCAGUGAAUGAACCCUUUGUUUACCACAGCAAAGUGCGGGCCCAGCAGCUUCGAGAUGCCUUCUCGCAGACAAGUGACACGGAGGAGCAGCCAGCCAAGCGACGUCCAGCCUACGAGCAACGAAGGGCCACCACCGAGGCGCUGAUGAACUUUGCCAGCAAGCGGCAGGCGGAGGAGGCUAACACUUAUGUGCCAACCUACUCGCCCACGCCCACGACACCCUCGUCUACAUUCAAAUCGGCUUCCAUGUCAAGGAUACCACCACUAGCUGGCCACAUAGGACAAGGAGCAGCACCCAGAGGGCCCAACUUGGGGGAGAAGAAACCCCGCACUGUUCACAUCGAUGUUUACUGCACGGGAUCCGAGGGAGAUGAGGAGGAGGAGGCGGACGAUGAGAGGCAGGCUGAUGAGGAGGUCUCCAGCUCCUCCGAUUCCGAGCUGGCUGGGAGCAAGCGCUACGAACUGGACUCGAAUUCCACUCCGCAAACCGUGUUGGAUAACGAACAGAUGCUGCUGCGCCAUCAAAGAAUCUCUGGAGGAGCCAUGCCCAGGCGUUUGGCUCAAAAUCAGGCAAAGAAACAAGUGGAAAACCAACAGCCAGACAAUCUAAAUCUGGGUCAUGCCAUUACAAAAUGCAGCACAGCAGAGGAAGUGUGCGAGUCCAAGCAGCUGCUGUUCCGCAAACACAUUGGUGAUCAGCGGGCGGCCAAGUUGGCUAAUCUCCGCCAGAAAUACAUGCGUCAGCCCAGCGAUGAGACCAUCAGCAGCACAUACCCCAACUCUUCGAGAUCAACUAUGCCGAGGGAUGCCACCUGCAGCAGCAUAUCGAGUGUCAUGGGCGGAACGGAUUGCGUGGACUCGUCAUGGAAGGAAACAGACGACCUAGACACACCCAUCACAUCCUUCGGCUUGACCAAGUGCGAUAGCUUUGAUUAUGAAAACUCGCUAGACCGCCUGCGCAUAAGCCAGAUGGAGCGCCUUUGGUCCCGUCAGCACUCCGUAGACCAGAGUCCCACGCAAACCCAUCUGAGAGCACCAUCCCCGCAUCACCUGCAAACGAUCACGGAGGUGCAGUCGCAACGCAGCUCUUUCCAGCGCAGCGAUACCAUCCCAUCGGAGUCGGAUGGCUUCUCGGAUGCCAAUGGAUUUAAUACAUAUCCGGGAAGGCAGUCGCAGUUGCAGCAGAUCUCGCAUUUCCCGCGCAAUCGGCCAGGUUUUCUGCAGUUCUUUGGACCAACUGGUGGACCAGGCGGACCAGGCGUUAUCGCUCAACCAACUCCGCCAGCCACGGCUCCAGUUCAACCCGCUGCAGCCGCUACCACGGAUCCGUUCCGCCUACUCCAUCCCAGCUUCCGGUGGAAGAGUGAGGCACGCGAUAACCUCAGCGUGCAGGUGGCCUCCGGAUCACCUUCCUCAGAGCGCAGCUCCCCUCAACUCUUGUCCGUCGCCACCACAGUGGUGCGUUGCGGCAGUGAGGCGCCACCCAGCACCACAUCGGCCAGUACUUUUGGGACCACAGUGACGCCUUCGCCACUGCCAGUGCGACGCUUUGAAAUAUCACGCGACAGUCCGAGUCUCGCAAGUGAAGCCUCCACUUCCGUUUCCGGUUACACCCACGAGCAUUUGGAGAAGGCACGUCGCUUUGGCAAUGUGGUUGCCAUGAGGAAACCCGGUCAUCAUGUGGGUCCCACCAAGAAUCCCAAUUGCCAGUGUGAGAGCUGUCAACGUUGGCUGGCUGAGCGGUUUCAGCUCCGCGGCAGAGCCUUCUCCCUGGGCGAGAAGCCCCUUCUCAGGCGUCCACAGUAGUAGAUACAACACUGAACCCUCCUGGAUUUACUACUUAUUCUUUGUUUAAGGCUUGCAUUUAACACAUUGCUUUUCAGAUUGAUACGCUUCCAAUUAACACAAACCCCAAGUCCGAACCCAAAAAAAAACUUUCUUUCGAUUAGUUGUAAGCCAUGUAAGCGAAUAUGUUCCUCACGCAAAUCACAAAUUGUGCGCUGAAUCAGUUUAAUGUUGUAAUAAAGUAAAACAAUAGAUUUAA